UCAGAGCUCGAUUAGCAGGGCUGGAGAAGCAGCUCAGCGCUCGGUUCUUUCUGCCUCUGUUCAGCGUGGCGUUAGCUCGGUGUGCAGCACCGAGGGUCCUCCAGUUCGGUUAGCCGCAUUCUCUUGGGUUGAAGAUGGCGAGUGAGUCGGUGAAGCUGUCCAAAAACCUGCUGCGGAUGAAGUUCAUGCAGAGACGUCUGGACGCAGAGACGAAGAAGCAGCUGGAGGAGGACGAGCGGAGGAUCAUCAGUGAUGAGCACUGGUACCUGGACCUGCCUGAGCUCAAGGCUAAAGAGAACCUGAUCAUCGAGGAGAGGAGUUUCGUUCCCUGUGAGGAUCUGAAGUAUGGCCGACUCUCCUUCAGAGGCUUCAAUCCUGAAGUCGAGAAGCUGAUGGCUCUGAUGAACCCUAGAGAGGAAGAGGAGGAGGAAGAGGAGGACCUGAGCCAGAUGCAGACAGACAUCACAGAUGAAGAAAUGGCUCUGAGGUACGAGAGUUUAGUUGGAAGCAUGAAGAAGAAGUUUGCGACAAAGCGAGAGCGAGCGGCGCAGGAGGCAGAUGAGAACCAGAAGGAGGUGAAGAGAGCGUUCGUGAAGCCUCAGGACUGAAGACGCUCGCGCUCCAGCUGUUUUUAGACGUGAGGCUGCCGUGGAGCAGCGGCUGUCUGGAUGUUAUACAUCCUGCUUUUAUGAGACAAGGAGGACAUGAGCAGCCUCAGAGCUCCUGAGAGCUGCGUGUUUGUUACCUGUUUGUUUUUUAAUUCUGUGUCUGACUCACCUGAGGUGUGUUUAAAGCCACGCCUCCUCCACUUGUUUGCUCGUCAUGAGGAGGUGAAGGUUGGUUCAGACCUCUGAAGAUGUAAAACACGGACUGUAAAUAAAAGAUGGAGGCUCGCGGA
This is a messenger RNA of Oreochromis aureus, 898 nucleotides long. It is a transcript of the gene mphosph6, whose product is annotated as M-phase phosphoprotein 6. NCBI's taxonomy places the organism in Eukaryota, Metazoa, Chordata, Actinopteri, Cichliformes, Cichlidae. The record is from RefSeq and is a predicted model, not a curated record. The transcript has 5 exons. Gene Ontology annotation, biological process: maturation of 5.8S rRNA. Bases 135 to 608 code for a protein of 157 amino acids.